This is a messenger RNA of Penaeus vannamei (Pacific white shrimp), 1161 nucleotides long. NCBI's taxonomy places the organism in Eukaryota, Metazoa, Arthropoda, Malacostraca, Decapoda, Penaeidae. The record is from RefSeq and is a predicted model, not a curated record.
AUGGGGAAAGAACAACAGAAGAAGAAACAGGAAUUAAGAAGUCAACGCCGGUCCAUCCGCGAGGCCAAGCAAGAGGCCCAAACGCGGAGAGAAAACCUCGAGGCUCAGGCGGCCUCCGCUGCGCCCAUACUCAUCCUCAAGGACUGCGGGCUCGCGACGCCGCAGGAUGCCAGGUCACAAGCUCCGAGCCAACUGUCUGAGGAGCUCAGCAGUUGCUCCGAAGAAGAAAUACAAUAUGUAAAUGAUGGCGGGAAUAAAGGCCGCCUUCAAGGCGGUCGUUGGUCGUGGCGAGGCGGUGGCUUGAGCUCGUCCCUCGGCUUCUUGCGGGAGUUGGCGUCUCGUCUUGACGGAACACCCACAUCCGCGAGGACCCGGUGCCGGCGCUCCCAGGCCCCUUUGGGACUGCUUCGAACCCCCUCUUGCGGCCCCGUUGCACAGCGCUGUCAGACCCAUUCCAGACUCCUCAUUCCAGCCCUUCAGACCCCAUUCCAGACCCCUGUCCCAUCAGACCCCAUUCCAGACCCCCAUCCCAUUCCAGACCCCAUUCCAGACCCCUGUCCCAUCAGACCCCAUUCCAGACCCCUGAGACCAGACCCCCCAUCAGACCCCAUUCCAGACCCCUGUCCCAUCAGACCCAUUCCAGACCCCCUGUCCCAUCAGACCCCAUUCCAGACCCCCUGUCCCAUCAGACCCCCAUUCCAGAUCAGACCCCAGACCCAUUCCCCCUCCCAUCAGACCCCAUUCCAGACCCCCUGUCCCAUCAGAUUCCAGACACCAGACCCCCUGUCCCAUUCCAGACCAUCCCCAGACCCCCUGUCCCAUUCAGACCCCCUUCCAGACCCCCUGUCCCAUCAGACCCCAUUUCCAGACCCCCUGUCCCAUUCCCAUUCCAGACCUGUCCCAUCAGACCCAUUCCAGACCCCCUGUCCCAUCAGACCCCAUUCCCCCAGACCCCCUGUCCCAUCCCCCAUUCCAGACCCCCUGUCCCAUCAGACCCCAUUCCAGACCCCCCAUCAGACCCCCCCUGUCCCAUCAGACCCCAUUCCAGACCCCCUGUCCCAUCAGACCCCAUUCCAGACCCCCUGUCCCAUCAGACCCCAUUCCAGACCCCCUGUCCCAUCAGACCCCAUUCCAGACCCGCCUUUCCCCUGCUGGCGAUAA